This is a messenger RNA of Acanthopagrus latus (yellowfin seabream), 3410 nucleotides long. RefSeq names its product guanine nucleotide-binding protein G(olf) subunit alpha-like. The transcript has 13 exons. Gene Ontology annotation, cellular component: heterotrimeric G-protein complex. Gene Ontology annotation, molecular function: G-protein beta/gamma-subunit complex binding; GTP binding; G protein-coupled receptor binding. Gene Ontology annotation, biological process: adenylate cyclase-modulating G protein-coupled receptor signaling pathway. Bases 244 to 1380 code for a protein of 378 amino acids. The record is from RefSeq and is a predicted model, not a curated record. NCBI's taxonomy places the organism in Eukaryota, Metazoa, Chordata, Actinopteri, Spariformes, Sparidae.
GAGAGAGAGAGAGAGAACAGCUCAGGUGUUUCUCUCCUCACUGUUCAACAAGACGAAACAAUCCAAGGACCAGCAGGAGUACUGGUUCUCUUCUUCUGAGCUGGACCUAAACUGGACCUGGACUGGAGGACAGAUUGAGAUGCUGAUUGGUUGAGCAGCGGCUGUCACUAUUGUUUUUGGACUUUAAUGGACGGACAGAGAGAGGACACGACGGCUCAGUGAUCACCACCAGCUGCAGUUGAAAUGGGCUGUCUGGGAGGGAAGACGGAGGAAGAACGACUGGAUGAAAAAGCAAAGAGAGAGGCCAACAAGAAGAUCGAGAGGCAGCUGCAGAAAGAGAGACAGGCUUACAAAGCUACACACAGACUGUUGCUGCUGGGCGCAGGUGAAUCAGGUAAAAGCACCAUAGUGAAGCAGAUGAGGAUUCUUCAUGUGGACGGUUUCAACGCUGAAGAGAAACAGCAGAAGAUUCAAGACAUCAGGAAGAAUGUGAAGGAUGCUAUAGUGACCAUUGUGUCAGCCAUGAGUAUGUUGACUCCGCCUAUGUCUCUGGGUAACCCUGGCAACCAGUUCAGAGUCGACUACAUCAAGAGCAUCGCACCGCUGUCUGACUUUGAAUACACAGAGGAGUUCUUUGAGCAUGCUCAGAAGCUGUGGGAGGACGACGGUGUUAAGGCAUGUUUCGAACGCGCCAACGAAUAUCAGCUGAUCGACUGUGCUCAGUACUUCCUGGACAGGCUGGACUCAGUCAGGAAGACAGACUACACACCUACUGACCAGGAUUUGCUUCGGUGCAGAGUUUUGACUUCUGGGAUCUUUGAGACCAGAUUUCAGGUCGAUAAGGUCAACUUCCACAUGUUUGAUGUUGGAGGACAGCGAGAUGAGCGCAGGAAGUGGAUUCAGUGCUUCAACGAUGUGACGGCCAUCAUCUUCGUGGCAGCGAGCAGCAGCUACAACAUGGUGAUCAGAGAGGACAACUCCACCAAUCGGCUGCGAGAAUCUCUGGACCUCUUCAGAUCCAUUUGGACCAACAGGUUUCUGAAGACCAUCUCAGUGAUCUUGUUUCUGAACAAACAGGAUGUUCUCGCUGACAAGAUUCUGGCUGGAAAAUCCAAACUGGAGGAUUAUUUCCCCGAAUACAGCAACUACCAAGUCCCUCCAGAAUCUGUUCCAGAUGCUGAAGAAGACCCCCAAGUGACCAGAGCCAAAUUCUUCAUCAGAGAUGAGUUUCUGAGGAUCAGUACGGCGAGCGGCGAUGGGAAACAUUACUGUUAUCCUCACUUCACCUGCGCCAUUGACACUGAAAACAUUCGCCGUGUCUUCAAUGACUGUCGUGACAUCAUCCAGCGAAUGCACCUACGGCAGUACGAGCUGCUCUGAUUGGCUGUUGGGUGUCAUGAACUGAACAUGUGACCUGAAGGGGCUGAUUUAGAUGCUUGUUUGAUAUCUAAUCAAUAAUGAUAGAUACCGAUCUAUUUACACGGUUUCUGAUCCAUUCUGAGCAUUUAUCACCUGCGGCUAUUCUUCAACAGGCUUUCAUUGAUUAGCGAUUAUUAAUUAUUGAUUGUGACAGAAUGUGAUGCAGAGCGUUGUGUGUAGUGUAGUUCAGAUGGUGUGUGAGAGGGCGGGGCUAAUAGAUGUAAAAUUUCAAUCUAUUUUUUCAUGUCUCUGAAACUGUUGAAGUAUAUUAUUAUUAUCUCUGCUCUGAUUGGCUGUUCACACUGUAUUUAUACCUGAGACAUUAAAAAUGAGAGUAGAUUAAUUUAAAGAGGAAUUGUUCUGUCCUGCCUAGAGUUACUGAUGAAGUCAAACAUCAAUGUAAACAAAAGAAGUGACAAUAAAGAAUUUUUCUGUCAAACCUUUGGUUUGUUGAUUUUUACUGGUUGAACGUCAGAAUGUGAUGAAGACACUCAACAACAACCGCACAUUAAUACCGCACAAUACAGCUGUAAAUAUUCAGUUUUAAUAAGGGAUGAGAGAGACACGGUCAGGAGCAUCCAGAGACAGAACAUCUGUGGGUCGUAACCAGUCAGAGGACGGGUACCGACCCACAGACCAGGCUGAAAAACCAUCUGAGUCACUCUCACUGGGCAUCAUCAUCUCUUAUAUUUUAUGUCUAAAAGUUAAAUUAAACUGUAUUUCAAGUGUAAAAAAGUAAAAUCUGAAAAAAAAAGACUGAAAACAUCAGAUGAUGAAGUGUGUUUGUGACAUCACAGCCUCCAUGUGGUGGAAACACUGACACAAAUCAAACUCAUGACUGAAGUCGACUUGUCUUCAUGACUUGAACAUUCAUUUAAAUGUUAGUUUGUAUUUGCUGAAACUGACAUGAGUCAAAUUACUGGACUACAAUAAAUUAUAAAAGGUACUUUUAUGACAGUAAAGUAUCUGAAUACUCCUUCCAACAGCUGAAUCAUCUUCACAUGAGGUCGCCUGUCAGCUGACCCUUCACCUGUUCCAGGACCUGAGUGGAUGUGAUGCACCUGGGAACCGGCUGUGCAGUGGUGCUGUAACUAAUCCUAAAUUAUUACAUUCAUGUUGUGGCCACAUGACAGACACUGGGCCAAAAGACAUCAAUAAUCAUUCAUCAGUGACGUCACAGUUUAUAAUCUGCUGGAAAACUUAUUUAUUUCAACUUCCUCUUAUACAAACUCAGUAUCACAGGCCCCGACACACUGCGCAUGCGCAAAGGUAGUGAUCCGUCUCGCCCACAGAGGAUCUUUGGCCCGCUGCCUGCGUGCCCCUGCAGUGUGUGCGUGCUGGCGCAAAGCGCGGCCUUCCGCUCUGUGCUCGUCCUCAACAACAACAACAACAACCGGACAAAGUGUUUCCCGGCUCCCGGUGCGCUGACACACCCAGAGGAACACACUCACACCGGGCCGCUGUGACGGUAAGAGCCCACUCCCCUGGCUCCGCGCUCUCCGUCCCUCCAGCUCCGGACGCCGUUUCCGCGGGGAUGCCUGCGCGCUCUCGAGUCGUUCAUGGCCGCUCGAGCCCCGUCUCGUUCGUGUUAUCGAGGCCGCGGCGCCGCCGCUGCUCGCGUGCCUGUGUGUCGGUCCCGGGGACGGCGGAGCGGAGGAUCCGUGAGAGCACGCGGCCCGCUCCCUGUCCGGCCGUUGAUGAUGUCGAUCUGCAGCUUUAACGGACAAACUGAAGAACAGGCGGCGUAUAAACGCCAUUUUGUGCGUGAUCGGAGCAGCAGGCCAAACGGACGCCAUUUAACAGAAGCACCGAGUGUCACCAACACCUCAUAACGUUACACACCGGCUCCACUGUGAGCCUCCGGUGAACCGUGCGUGUCCACACCGACCCGCUGUAACGCUGUUUAAUCUUUAAUUAGCACGUUAGCUCCCUCACGUCCCACAUGCUAACGGUAGUAACGUUGUUUAACGUUUAGUUAGCAUGUUAGCUCC